AUGAACACGACCAUGCAUUCCCACAUUGAGACAAUUCUGUGGAGCGAGGACCAAAUUUCUCGCCGUGUCUCGGAGCUUGCCGCCGAAGUUUCCGCUGACUUUGCUGGUUGUUCUCGAGCGCCCAUAGUCGUGGGUGUUGCCACGGGUGCCUUCCUCUUCUUGGCAGAUUUUGUUCGCAAAAUCGACUUCUCAGUAUCCGUUGAUUUCGUCCGAGCUGAAUCCUACGGUUCAGGAACAGAAUCCAAUGGCGCACCCACCAUUUCCUUGGAUUUGAAGGUCGACAUCAACGCUCGUCAUGUCAUCUUGGUUGAAGACAUUGUAGAUACUGGUCAUACCUUAUCUAGAGUCAUUAAGCACUUGAAAUCAAAAGGAGCAUCCUCUGUUUCUGUGUGCACUUUUCUUGAUAAACCUGCAAGGAGAAAAGUAAAUGUUCAGCUGGUGGGUGAAGGAAAAUUCUACCGUGGAUUUGAGUGCCCAGACUGUUUUGUUGUUGGUUAUGGAAUGGAUUUUGCCGAACACUAUAGAAAUUUUCCUUACAUUGGUGUUUUGAAGCCUGAACUUUACGAGUGAUCUUAUUUAUAUCCCUUAGUGAGCACUUGUCCCAAAUGGAACCUUAAGAGUGUUUAACACGGUACACUUGAUUCACAGAUAGAACGGAAAAUAGAAGAAAUGAAUCUGCUUUCUGGUUUCCAUGUUUAUCACAAAAUAAACUGUUUCGGAGCUUUACAGAAUUGUUCACACCAUUAUAUUAUUAUACAGUGUACUUGAAAACUA
Messenger RNA from Vigna angularis (adzuki bean), 774 nucleotides. RefSeq lists its product as uncharacterized. Gene Ontology annotation, molecular function: magnesium ion binding; hypoxanthine phosphoribosyltransferase activity. Gene Ontology annotation, biological process: GMP salvage; guanine salvage; IMP salvage. The transcript has 3 exons. Lineage: Eukaryota; Viridiplantae; Streptophyta; Magnoliopsida; Fabales; Fabaceae. Bases 1 to 570 code for a protein of 189 amino acids. The record is from RefSeq and is a predicted model, not a curated record.